Messenger RNA from Etheostoma spectabile (orangethroat darter), 1787 nucleotides. It is a transcript of the gene caap1, whose product is annotated as caspase activity and apoptosis inhibitor 1. NCBI's taxonomy places the organism in Eukaryota, Metazoa, Chordata, Actinopteri, Perciformes, Percidae. Gene Ontology annotation, biological process: regulation of apoptotic process. The coding region runs from base 166 to 1170 and encodes 334 amino acids. The record is from RefSeq and is a predicted model, not a curated record. The transcript is spliced from 6 exons.
CCGACCAUUGCCAGAGUCCAACAACAACAAAAAUGAAGAAGAAGCAUGUCGUCGCCUGCUCAUGACAUGUUUUCCCCGCGACAUUCAACUUAAGCAAUUGAGCACUCGACGGGCUCUAGUUAUAUAGCUAUCUUUCUGUAGAAGGGCCGUGUAUUUACCUCGAAAAUGCUCAAAAAGAAAUCAAGUAGCACUGAAAAGAAACGAAAACACUCGCAGUCUGAAGAAAGACACGAAAACAAUAAACGCAGAAGUGGCGAAUCCUUCUUGGAGCAGGGCUCUAAGGACGAACUGGCUGAUGCAGAGCUGGACAGGAUUGGCAGUGACAUUGAGGAGGGCGGACUAAACCUCACCCUGCCGUUCCAGCCCAUCACAGCUUAUGUCACCAACAAGCGGGAGAUGCUGGAGCAGUGUCUCCAUGUGCUGGGGGAGAAGAAGCUACGGAAAAUGCUGCCUGAUGAACUCAAGGACUGUAGUUUGGAGGAAAUCCAAAAGAUGUGCUGGGAGCAACUGGAGCCAAUCUCAGAGAACAAUCUCUUACAGAUCUUAGCAGGGGAGGAGCUGACAUCUGGAAAUGGUGAUGAAAACACAGAAGAUGCCUUGGAAAGCCAGCAAGACAAUAAUGUGGACUCUACAUCUUGCCUCAAAGAAACUGCAAAAACUGAGGACCCUAAGCAAGAGGGUGGUGGUUCAGGUGAGGAGAGUGACGUCCUAAGCAUAAACGCAGACACGUACGAUAGUGACAUAGAAGGACCCAAAGAGGAGCAGACUGUUAAAGCUGUGGACAGGGCAUUGAGAGUAGUGGACAGCAGCAGGGAGAGCGCUGACCCACUUGUAAACCCUGACCCAGCAAACCCUGAACCUUCCACAGGCCUUCAACAAACCGAAGCAAAAAAAGACAUCCAAAGCGACAUCGACAAAAGUGUCAGUGAGAUAUUAGCACUUUCAUCCUCUUCAAACGAAGAGGAAGCUAAAGAACAGAGCGUACCGCCGCAGUCCACAGAUGUUAGUUUACCUGUGCAGGGCGCUCCUGUUUCAAGUCGUGCACCUACAGCAGGUCAGCCGUCAAUUCAGCAACUGGAGCUUCUGGAGUUGGAAAUGAGGGCGAGGGCCAUCAAGGCCCUGAUGAAAGCAAGUGAUGGGAAAAAAAUGUCUGUAACCAAAAAUGUGUAGCCUGUUGUAUUUGUUGGUUAGGGCAUCUUUUUAACCCCUGCUUUAUUGUUCUGAGUGUACAAUUCAAACCGUGUUUGGAUAUUACUCCAUAUUGGAAUGAUAUUACAGACUAUUUAAGGCAAAAUUAAACACAUCUGGGCCUGUCCUACACUGAAUGAAUGUCUUAUGAUUAACAUAAUGAUAUUUCCAAAUGUAUUUUUCGCUUCGGUCACUAGAUGGCAGUGUUAACCUGCCGCUGUUCAUUCAUAGCAAUUUCCUAAUAUGUGCAAAGGAGAGCAAGAGAUCUGCUCACAUUACAGCCAGAAUGGUACAGGCAGCAUGGAAGGCAAGUUUUCUUAGUAAUGUUGUACACUUGGGGUACAACAUUUUACAAUACUAGAGGAUGUGAGACUAUCAGGAAGAUCCUUUUGUACGUGGCCUGAGCUUUGCCAGCCAACGUAGGUUGCAGCAGUGUUGUGCUGUCAUUUGCAGUAGACAAAAAUGCGGUGUUUAUUCACUGAACACGUGUUUGAUGUGUCAGGCUGGAGUAUGAAUAGUAAUACCAUGCACUGCCAUCCCUUCCACCUCUUUUCUGUCUUCUAAAUGUUAAGGCUGGUUUCUAACAACAGGUUUGGCAA